Molecule: messenger RNA, 1296 nt
Organism: Neopsephotus bourkii (Bourke's parrot)
Lineage: Eukaryota; Metazoa; Chordata; Aves; Psittaciformes; Psittacidae
Exons: 4
Coding region: 358-1296 (312 amino acids)
Source: RefSeq, a predicted model, not a curated record
GGUCCCAUCCUGCUUUCACCUCCCUGUGCUCUCUCCACAGCCUGGUCCUUGGCAAGCUGGACCAUCACCACCCCGACAUUAUGGCCUCCAGCACAGGUGGGAUGAGAUGCCCCAGCACAGGAGAGGCAGAGGCCAGUGGUGCCCGGUAAGGGGCCAUGCAGUGGGGAGAGAUGGUGCUGUUGGGGUUCACCUGCAAAUCUGGGAUAGCCAAAACCAGGGGUUCCCCAUGGAGCAGGAGAGGCAGAAGGAGCUGAGCGCUGCCAUGGGGAGGGGGGAGCACAGCAAAUCUAAACCCAGGGAGCUGCCAUCCUUUGCAGCCUAAACCCUGGGAGCCCUUCCCUGGUCCUGCUGACUUCCAUGUGGACAAGGAGGACAGGGGAUGGGCACCCAACAACUGCCUCCCGCCACCAUCCUGGCACAAUGAAGAAUGUGACCAAGGACCUGAGGAGUGCUGCGGAGAGGGCUGGUACCCGCCCUGGCACUCUGAGCCCAGACCCUUCCCUGGCCCUGAUGACUUCUAUGGGAAUGAGGAGAACAGGAGGUGGGGACCCCGUGAUGGGUUGCCUCCACGCCACUGGGACAAUGAAGAAUGUGACCAAAGACCUGAACCUUGGUCCUGUGACCCCAGGCCCUUCCCUGGCCCUGCUGACUACUAUGGGAAUGAGGAGGACAGGGGAUGGGCACCCAGUGACUGGUCCGCUCCAUGCUUUUGGGGUGCCAGAGAUGAUGGAGGACCUGAGGAGUGUUUUGGAGAGGGCUGGCACCCGGAGACGAUGCCACCCAGCCCUGACCGCUCUACCUGGCGUGAACUCCCCAAUGAGAGGCAGCAGCUACCCUGGCCCCCUGCCCACCAGACAGGGUGAGUGCCUGUGCCCAUGGUGGGGGACACGGGGCCAGGCUCUGUGGCCAGGCACAGCCAAGGAGGGGGAUGCAGCUUUGGAGCUGGCUCAAGGUCAGGGGGUUGCACUGGAGAUCCCUUCCAGCCUCAAUCCCAUCUCCUGCAUCUGCCUUUGCUCCUGCAGGGAGCGAGGCGGCUUCCAGGAUCACUGCAAGCCCUGGGGCUUCCAUGGCCCUGCUAGGAGACACUGCCAACGCCUUCACAGAGGCCCCCAGAAGUUAGCCAUGGUCCUGCGCCCGCUGUGUGCUCGGCCCAGAGGUGUGUGCCUUACACUGUGCUCAGCACCAGCUCCUCAUCGCUCAGCAUCAGCUGCUUGGGCAGAGCGAGGAGUUGCUCCCGUUGUGUUUCUCACUCCACAGGGUAUUGCCCACCCUCUCAGUCCACUCCCUGCUCCCUGA